AUGCUGUUAUGGCUGGCAUAUCAAUCCGUGGGCGUGAUUUAUGGCGAUAUUGGCACCAGUCCGCUCUUCCUCUUCUCGUCCAGCUUUUCGUCCCCUCCCUCUCGACAAGACCUGAUAGGCGCCCUCUCCAUCAUUACUUGGAGCCUGUUCAUGAUGGUGACUGUCAAGUAUGUGCUGGUGAUCCUUCAUGCCGAUAACGACGGCGAAGGUGGCACUUUCAGUACCUAUUCCCUUCUCAGCCGCUAUGCCGUCUGUCAGUCCUCGCCACAUAUGUUAUCGUUCUUCACGAGGGAACCGUCAUUUACAAACCUGUCGAUCGCCAUCCGUCAACCCUAG
Molecule: messenger RNA, 336 nt
Organism: Penicillium canescens
Lineage: Eukaryota; Fungi; Ascomycota; Eurotiomycetes; Eurotiales; Aspergillaceae
Product: potassium transporter
Exons: 1
Coding region: 1-336 (111 amino acids)
Biological process (GO): potassium ion transmembrane transport
Cellular component (GO): membrane
Molecular function (GO): potassium ion transmembrane transporter activity
Source: RefSeq, a predicted model, not a curated record